AUGUUCAGACUUCGUCCGGCGACCCGCACAACACUCUACAGACAGACGAGACCUGUCAUAUUACCACGGAGAUUGUUGGCAACGCAUGCAGAGGAGGGCGUUUCACUUUCAGGUCGUGCCAACAGGCCUGAGCCGGCAGACGACUCGGAAUCAUCAAAGGUUCAGACGAAGCCAGGAGCUCUGAGAGAACAUCUCGGGAUCGACGUUAAUCCAAACCAUGGACUUUAUCACUUUUUCCGCAAGGUCGAGGAUGAAGACCAACUCCACGGAUUUAAAUAUGUGCUUUUCGAAGGACUUAAUGACCUUGUACAUGGAGGGAGUCGUUCAUGGACCACAGCAGAACUUCGUCGAAAAUCGUUCCGCGAUUUGCAUAUUAUCUGGUAUAUGUGUAGAAGGGAAAUCAAUCUUCUGGCGACACAAAGGGCGGAAGUCAGGAGACUUCACCAUCUCGCCAGCUACGCGUCCACCCCUAUCUCGAAACGCGCCCGCAUGUGUCGCAAAACUUGUGCUCGGAUCAAGUUCGUACUCAAUGAGAGGCGGCUGGCCUACCUCGACGCAGAUACCCGCAUUCAGUGGAAGCAUCGCCCGGGAUACAAGGACCCAAAGAAGAAGCCACCUACAAAGCUUGUUCGUGGCCCCAAGAUGACCAAAUCUGACAUCUACGAGAAGAUGAAGAAGCUCGGCGCGAAACAAAAAUUGAAGCACAUUCACCCAGAAUUGCGAAAACGCCCGAUGCUUAUGCUUCGUUGGGCCGGAAGGAGAGGUGCUGCAAAGCCUAUCACCUUUGAGUCGGAUAUUCCUGGAGAGAGGGAUGCGUAG
Molecule: messenger RNA, 819 nt
Organism: Serendipita indica DSM 11827
Lineage: Eukaryota; Fungi; Basidiomycota; Agaricomycetes; Sebacinales; Serendipitaceae
Source: the annotation of a GenBank genome assembly